AUGGCGACGACAACGCGCGCCAGCACGAUGAUGCGACGCGGGGCGAACGCGUUAGCGCAUCGAUGGUAUUAUAGCAGUGGUGCUGGUAUCCAAGCGACGACCUCUUUCUCUUUCUCCUCCUCUGCUUCCUCUAAAUUGUUGUUUAACAACAACAACAACAAUAACAUCAACAACUACAACACGCAACAACAACAACUACAACAACAACAACAACAACAAAAGAGAGGUGUAGCGUACGACAUCAACGCUCGGACGAAACCGCACUUGAACGUAGGGACGAUUGGUCACGUCGAUCACGGGAAAACCACGUUAACGGCGGCGAUUACGAAAGUUAUGGCAGAAGUUGGCGGUGCGCAAGAAGUCGCGUUCGAUCAGAUCGAUAAAGCGCCGGAGGAGAAAGCGAGAGGUAUCACCAUCUCCACCGCUCACGUCGAAUACGAAACGAAGAACAGACACUACGCGCACGUGGAUUGCCCAGGUCACGCGGAUUACGUGAAGAAUAUGAUCACUGGUGCCGCGCAAAUGGACGGGGCUAUUUUAGUCGUCUCUGCGGCGGAUGGACCAAUGCCACAAACGAGAGAACAUAUUUUGUUGGCGAGACAAAUCGGAGUGCCGAGUUUGGUCGUGUUUUUGAACAAGAUCGAUAUGGUGGACGACGAAGAGUUGGUGGAGUUGGUAGAGAUGGAAUUGAGAGAGUUGUUAUCGUUUUACAAGUUUCCUGGAGAUGAUAUUCCAUUCGUUAAAGGAUCGGCGUUGCACGCGUUGAAAGGGACGAACGACGCCAUUGGCAAGGAAAAAAUUUUAGAAUUGAUGGACAAGAUCGACGAGUACGUGCCGACGCCAGAAAGAGCGUUGGAUAAGCCAUUUUCCAUGCCCGUAGAAGACGUGUUCUCUAUCCAAGGGAGAGGCACGGUGGCGACUGGAAGAAUAGAACAAGGGACGAUUAAAGUUGGCGAAGACGUCGAUCUCGUCGGUAUCGUGCCGACGAAGAAGACGACCGUAACUGGCGUAGAAAUGUUCAAGAAACAAUUGAACGAAGGGCAAGCGGGUGAUAACGCUGGUUUACUCUUGAGAGGUGUGAAGAGAGAGGAAGUUUUGAGAGGUCAGUUGCUUUGCAAACCGGGCUCGAUUACUCCGCACGCGAAAUUUGAAGCGGAAAUUUACGUCUUGACGAAAGAUGAAGGCGGCAGGCACACGCCGUUCUUUUCCAACUACCGACCUCAGUUCUUCAUGAGGACUGCGGAUAUUACCGGGAAUAUCACGUUACCAGAAGGUGUCGAGAUGGUCAUGCCAGGUGACAACGUGACGUGCACGUUUGAGUUGAUCACUCCGGUUGCCAUGGAACAAGGUUUACGAUUUGCGUUACGAGAAGGCGGGAGAACCGUCGGCGCCGGCGUCGUUGCCAAGGUUUUGGAUUAA
Messenger RNA from Bathycoccus prasinos, 1419 nucleotides. RefSeq names its product elongation factor Tu. Bases 1 to 1419 code for a protein of 472 amino acids. Gene Ontology annotation, molecular function: GTPase activity; translation elongation factor activity; GTP binding. Gene Ontology annotation, cellular component: mitochondrion. Gene Ontology annotation, biological process: mitochondrial translational elongation. The record is from RefSeq and is a predicted model, not a curated record. Lineage: Eukaryota; Viridiplantae; Chlorophyta; Mamiellophyceae; Mamiellales; Bathycoccaceae. The transcript has a single exon.